Argentina anserina (silverweed cinquefoil) is the source of this 2121-nucleotide messenger RNA. Its product is annotated as sodium/pyruvate cotransporter BASS2, chloroplastic. Gene Ontology annotation, cellular component: membrane. Lineage: Eukaryota; Viridiplantae; Streptophyta; Magnoliopsida; Rosales; Rosaceae. The record is from RefSeq and is a predicted model, not a curated record.
UCAAAUUGUUCAUUUCUUACACUGAAGCACUGAAGAUUUAUUAGUUUUAUAUUUGAUUCGAUUGCUAUGUUUUUGAGGCCGAAAUGUAUAUAUUGAUCCAAAAACGCAGUUUUCUUCAUGCAUUUUCUGUCAAGAACUCCAACACUAAAAGCCGAGAGCUUUCAUUUUCUGCUGGAGAGUUACACAUCAAAGUCGUAAGAGCUCCAGGUCUACUAUGUAAAAUAUAUAUCUGUCACUUAAUUUGGAAACAGACCAAUCUACCUAGUUUCGGAUGAGGCUAGAUUCCACUUAGAUGGAUUAUCGAUCUGUGUGGCUCAUUGGUUUCCACGACCACCAACAACAAUACAAACCCGGUAACCAGUUUUGGAGCCAAGUUCCCAUAUGCAGACAAUCCUAUCUCCCCACUUCACUAUUCUAAGUUUUAAACUCAACAGCCCCAUACUUUUUUGAUCUUUUCCUAUUGAUUGAAUCCCUUGGUUUUGACCCAAUGUCUUCCUUGUCUAGAUUUGCUCUCAAAGAUUUCAAGUUAAAUACUUGUGAAGCCUACUGUAGGCAGAGCUCUUCUUUAUCUUCAAGGAGGCUCCAAAGCCAUAUUGAUGUAAGAGGUGGAAUUGUGUCUGAGAAGGGAAGGAGUUGUGCAAUUGAAAGCAAGACAUGGAGUCCGAUUGUUGCUGCUGGUUCUUCGAUAGUUCAUACUUCAAGCAACUCCAAAGUUUUGUGCAAGGCGGCAACAAAUGCAUCUGGAGGUCUUCCCACUGCUAGUGGCAUGAGCCAGUAUGAGAGAAUAAUCGAAACUUUGACAACGUUAUUUCCUCUAUGGGUGAUAAUUGGCACCAUUGUUGGGAUCUACAAACCAUCUGCUGUAACUUGGUUGGAGACAGACCUUUUCACCCUUGGCCUUGGUUUCCUCAUGCUUUCUAUGGGUUUGACGUUAACCUUUGAAGAUUUUAGACGAUGCUUGCGUAAUCCUUGGACUGUCGGUGUAGGAUUUCUCGCUCAGUACAUAAUCAAACCCUUACUAGGUUUUGUCAUUGCCCUGAAACUAAAGCUUUCUGCACCUAUUGCUACGGGUCUUAUUCUGGUCUCCUGCUGUCCUGGCGGUCAGGCAUCAAAUGUUGCAACUUAUAUCUCAAAGGGGAAUGUUGCACUAUCUGUUCUCAUGACGACAUGUUCAACAAUAGGAGCUAUUAUAAUGACACCGCUUCUUACCAAGCUGCUUGCUGGCCAGCUUGUUCCAGUUGAUGCUGAGGGCCUAGCAAUCAGCACUUUCCAGGUUGUUUUAGUGCCAACAAUUAUUGGAGUACUGGAAUUCCCAAAGUUCACUUCAAAAAUUAGCUCAGUGACACCUUUGGUUGGAGUAAUCCUCACCACUCUUCUCUGUGCAAGCCCAAUUGGACAAGUUUCUGAAGUCUUGAAAGCACAAGGACUGCAAUUAAUACUCCCAGUGGCUGCUUUACAUGCUGCUGCAUUUGCCAUUGGCUAUUGGGUUUCAAGGAUAUCUUUCGGUGAAUCCACUUCUCGUACCAUAUCCAUAGAGUGUGGGAUGCAGAGCUCCGCACUUGGGUUUUUACUAGCUCAAAAGCAUUUCACGAACCCCUUAGUUGCUGUCCCUUCAGCUGUUAGCGUUGUUUGUAUGGCGCUCGGUGGCAGUGGUCUUGCCGUGUAUUGGAGAAACAAAGGCCUUCCUGUUGAUGACAAGGAUGAUUUCAAGGAAUGAGAAGUAGCCUCAUCUUUUUCUAGUUAGAGAAGAAUGUCUUUCAUUAUAAGGCCAUGUUUACACCAGGAUUUUUUUGAUUUGAAAAGCUGUAGAUUCAGGUAAUUAGAACUCAGAACAUGGGAAAGGAGGAGAGUGAAGUAAUUUCUUUGUUCUAGAUUUUGGAAAUAAUUGAAGGCUUAUUUGUGGCAAUGUUUGCCAAUUUACAGUACCAGCAGCUAUUGAUGAUUAGCAUCAAGUGAGUUGUGAUCUGUGUCUAUGUUUCUGAUAUGGAUUGGUUUAGGUGCUUAAUUGCCAGUCAAUCAUUGGUUUUCUCAUCAGUAAUCAUCUUAAUCUUGAAAAUGAUGGAUUAGAAGCCAGACAAUCCUAAUCUAUUAAUAAAAGGGCAAUAUUGAUGUUUCCAACUA